Angiostrongylus costaricensis is the source of this 669-nucleotide messenger RNA. NCBI's taxonomy places the organism in Eukaryota, Metazoa, Nematoda, Chromadorea, Rhabditida, Metastrongylidae. The record is from the annotation of a GenBank genome assembly.
AUGAACCACCUAGGAGUGGAAACGGAUAAUAUGAUAGAUAUGGGAAAUCAGCGAGUACAGAGAGAAAAAGGCGAGUUCUUCAUAAACCUCUAUUAUUUCCUUUCUCAUAUUUUAGAACAUUCUUCAGAAUCGGGGAAACGAAAUGACUAUCUUUCCUGGGAGGACUAUUUCAUGGCUGUUGCAAAGCUUGCAUCGAUGCGAAGUAAGGAUCCAACCACCCAGGUACUUUAUGUACUAAUACGCAAUGGAUUGUAUCAUAAGUUCUACUAUUACCUAGUCGGUUGCACCAUUGUGAACCAGGAAAACAAAAUAAUAGGAACUGGCUACAAUGGUUUUCCUGUGGGGAUAAGUGACGACGAUCUCCCCUGGACAAAGGGUAAUCAGGAUCCAUUGGAGAACAAGCAGACGUACGUAGUGCAUGCUGAGAUGAACGCCAUUAUCAAUAAAAGCAUGAACAGCAUCGAAGGGUGUACUCUGUACACGACUCUUCUACCAUGCAAUGAAUGCGCGAAGAUGAUCAUACAGUCACGUUUGGCCGAGGUGGUGUUCCUUCAUGAUCGCCAAGGGCCAUGGAAAUAUGACGCUACUAGGAAAAUGUUUGAUCUUGCCGGAGUAAAAUACCGCCAGUUCGUGACGAAGCUCGAAUCUGUGACCAUUACAUUUUCAUAG